Molecule: messenger RNA, 531 nt
Organism: Rhizophagus irregularis DAOM 181602=DAOM 197198
Lineage: Eukaryota; Fungi; Glomeromycota; Glomeromycetes; Glomerales; Glomeraceae
Source: RefSeq, a predicted model, not a curated record
AUGGAUGUUAUAAUAAAAAUCAAUAAAAAGACAGGAAAAAAAUAUAUACCAUGUUACGAUUUACAUGGAUAUACCAAGAAAGAAGCAUAUAUUGAAGUAAAAGAAGUAAUAUUAGAAUGUUUUAAAUUAAAAAUUAAUUCAAUAAAUUUUGUUACGGGUAGAGGAAAUCAUCCAAAUGUAAAUGGAGAACGAGGAGUACUUUUUAAAAAAUUUAAAGAAUGGUUGGAAGAUGAUGAAAUAAUAAAUUUGGUUAAAAAUUAUGUUGUUGGAGAUGGAUCAUAUAAAGUAUACCUUUAUAAGAAGAAAAAAAAAAUUAAUAAUAAGGAAACGAUAAAGAUAGAUAUUAAAAAUGGUUCGAUUAAAAGAAAGAAUAUUUUAGUAUUAAAAGAAGAACCUAUUUUUGAUAAGAAUGAAACAAACAAACGGUUGAUUCAAAUAAAAGAAGAAAUAGAUAAAUUAUUAAAUAGAAAAGAAUCAAAUCUUUCUUUAACUAAUAGAAAGGAAGAAUUAAAUCUUCCUCUUAAAGAAUAA